UCUGGGCCACUGCCCCACAGAGCGCGGCUGAAGUCAGGGCGACAGCAAACCUCUGAACUGGGGAGCCAGACCUCCUGUUGCAGGGCGUCCUCCCCCCCACCCCCCACGAUGACAUCAUGUGUUUGGGGCUGAGUCGCUCCAUAAAAGCUGCUCCUGGGGAGCCAUGAGCCCAAAGAACAGGCGUGCUCGCACGGUGCCCGGGCUACGCACACGCGGUCCCGGUGCGCGCCCUGCCGGCCCCAGCGCAGCGACCAGAUCAAAAAGGAGCAGAAGCCCGGGGCAGCCUGCGCCAGCCACCCGAAGAUGCCCCACCGCAGGCUGCAGGCAGCUGCCGUCCUUCUGCUCCUGAUCUUAAAGGAACAGUCUUCCAGCUCAGCCCCACUCAACGGAUCCGAGUGGACCUAUUUUGGUCCUGACAGGGAGAAGAGCUGGUCCAAGAACUACCCAUCAUGUGGGGGCCUGCUGCAGUCCCCCAUAGACCUGCACAGUGACAUCCUCCAGUAUGAUGCUAGCCUUGUGCCCCUGGAGUUCCAAGGAUACAACGUGCCUGCCAACGAGCAAUUUAUCCUGACCAACAAUGGCCAUUCAGUGAAGCUGAAGCUGCCCCCAGGCAUGCACAUCCAGGGAUUCCGGUUCCGCUACAGUGCCACGCAGCUACACCUGCACUGGGGGAACCAGAACGAGCCCCACGGCUCCGAGCACACUGUCGGUGGGAAGCACUUUGCUGCGGAGCUGCAUAUUGUCCAUUACAACUCGGACCUGUACCCCAAUGCCAGCACCGCCAGUAACAAGUCAGAAGGCCUUGCUGUCCUAGCUGUUCUCAUAGAGACGGGCUCCUUCAAUCCAUCCUAUGACAAGAUCUUCAGUCACCUUCAAGAUGUAAAGUACAAAGGCCAAGAAGUGUUCAUUCCAGGUUUCAGCAUUGAAGAGCUGCUUCCCGAGAGACCCGCUGAGUACUACCACUACAAAGGGUCCCUGACCACCCCUCCUUGCCACCCCUCUGUGCUCUGGACGGUUUUCAGGAACCCUGUGCAAAUUUCCCAGGAGCAGUUGCUGGCUUUGGAGACGGCUUUGUAUUGCACACACAAGGAUGACCCGUCCCCCAGAAAAAUGGUCAACAACUUCCGGCGGGUCCAGAAGUUUGAUGAGAGGCUGGUGUACAUCUCCUUCCGACAAGGGACAGUGAGUGAGGGCAGCUACAGAGGAUCAGAAGAAACCAUGCAGGAACUUGAGUCUGACGUCUCAAAGUAACCCCCGCUUGUGCUGAUGGACGGGGCGUUGGGAGUAAUUAGCCAUCUUCUUAGACCAGCUCAGGUCUAAGUGGGCGCUUGUAGAGUGGGCAGUGCAGCCCAGCAUGCUUCAGUAGACCCUUCCAGCCUGGCUAAGGGUACUUGAGGGGGGCCCUAGGCAGAAGCCCCCAGUCCACCUCCUGGCUUAGGACACCAAGAUCAAAGGCCAAAUGCAACUUUGCCACUGCCCCUCCUGCUCAGCUCACCCAGAGCUGCUGCGGUCAAGAGCCCAGGCUGGGCUCAGCGCUCUCCUUGGAGGGAGAAUCCAUGGCAGUCCAAGGCAAACUGGUUCAUUUGGAGGCUGAUUAUAGAAACUUGGCCAGAAUUCUGCCCUCCCUCUCACUUCCAAAAGAUGCAGGCCCCAAACAGGGCUGCUACCAAAGAACAAUGAGGAGGCAGCCCCAGAGGAGUGACGCCCAGACCUCACCCCCCAGGGGUGCUGCAUUUAGAAGGGCCUUCUCACACCAACCUGAAGCAGACCUCAGACAUGCUGUUUCCGGUGUAUGGGGUGAGCCUGUUUGUCAGGGUGAACCCUGAGCAAUUCGGACUCAAAUAUUUGUACCCUUUGCCGCUGAGGCAGUUUGUAACUGGGUCUGGUUUCCUCAGGGUUUUCUUUGGAAGUUAUCAGGAACUAUGGAGUUGGAAAAUUUCGUCAGGAGAAAAGUCAUGUUAAGGAAAUCCUCUGGGAGAAAAAGUGCAUGGACUUUGAGGUGUAACCAAAUUGAAACAAUUGGGACUGAAUUGUUGAACUUGACCCUGGUUUGUCCUCAACUGUGCUUAGAAAAGGAGUACAAGACCUGGUUUCUGUCCUCAAGAGGUAUAUAGUGUAACCAGGACUUAGCCCAAGGGCAGGGUUUCUCAGCCCUUGUACUAACUGACAUUUGGGGGCUGGACAUGGCUUGUUGUAGGGGGCUGUCCUGCGCACUGUAGCCCUGGCAGCCUCCCAGGCCUCUACCUGCCAAUGCCAGUACAUCCCCCCAUUUGUGACAGUCAAAAAUGUCUCCAAACGUGGCCAAACGUCUGCGGGGGAGGAGGGGCAAAACUGCCUGAUGGAGAACCACUGCCCCGGAGACUGUACAACUUUCCUAGACCCAGACUGAUUUUUUCCACUCAUAUCACAGGAUUCUAGAGUUUUAUAUUAUAUGACCUGGUCUUUAUUCUAUUACGGCAUGACAUGUUCAGUCUGGUGAUGGUCACGCCUGAGACAAUACGGGUCGGGUCACUAAGUUAGAACAACCAAACCCAAGAGAAAUUCUGGGCCCCACCUUCCUUUAGAAGGUCAGUACAUAUUCUUCUUAUAUAAUUGCGUAUGUCCAAGGCUAAGAGAAGGGGAUGAGAGAGAACGAUUCCCCUUUAAGAUUAUAACUCCCAUUAUUAGGGUUCCAGACGCCUCUGAGGUAGCAACUUUCUUCGGAAUCCGCUCAUCAUUUUUCUCCUCCUACCCUUCUGGACACGUUUUUCUCUCAUAAAUUUUCUGUUUCUUUUUGCCCUUGGUUAAAAUGCCCACUCUUUAUAGAGAGGUGAAAGCCAUGCCAGAUGCUUUUUUCAGCUCUAAAAACUGCCCCUUCCAAGUGGCACAAAUGGAAAACUGGAGCGGAAGAGGGGAAACAAGACUCCUUAUCUUCAAGAUUAGAUCCCGGAGAGGGGAACACAUCCUGGGACCAUUCCCGAUCUCAUAGGAAGUCAGGUGUCCGGUGGGAGGAAGGAGACAACAGGGGCAGGCGGACAGUUCAGGGGCCCAGCUCUUGGUUCCUUCCAGUUGAAUUCUUCCCAGACAAAGACACCAACACCAGGUCCAGAUGGUGCUUAAUAAGGCAAGAGCCCAGCAAAGCUAAAUACUAAUGCUAUCUAGCUCUGUUUCAACACGUCAAGGGAACCUGAGGGACAAGAGGUAGCCAAAAAGUUUCUAUAAUCAUGUGUUUAGUGGCCUUGCUCUGAGCAAUGCAUGUCCCCUGCCGUAGAGCCCAGAGCCAGCUGAGGCACUUACACAGGAGCGCUGGACAGUAGAGGGGUAGGGCUCUCACCCACCAUUAGAAUCUGCUUGACCCUGAGGGAACGGGGUAAAUGUAUAAAACCUUUAACAAAGAGAUAGAAAGAAGUCUUACAAAGCUAAGAUGGCUAAUUAUCUAAUUUUUUGAGACUCGAAUGUAUGCUUUGUGGUUAUUGACCUGGUGUUUCUAAAAGUUCUUAUUUAUAAAUAAAACCUAUUAGAUGCAAAGGUAUCAAUUCUUCCAAAGUAUCCACAUGGAAGUCCAGAGGAGUUCCUAUUUUCCAGUUCCCCCUGGACACAGGGCACUGCAUCAUCAGGAAUAAUCACCAAACAUGCUAAGCAGUGAAGUCCUUCAUCUAAUGGAACUCAGCACACUACGUGCUUCCUGAGCACACCUCAGGUGAAACAUGGGGGGACCAGAAAGCCCCCCCAUGGACAUUACGCUGCUCCUAACACCGAGCCUCUGGCACACAGCACAUCCUGCUCAGGAAAGACAGCAGGAAAAGGGCUCGGGCACAAGGCUGGGACCACCCUUUGUGAGGUGGUCCCACUGACCUUCCCAACACUGUCACAUCCUGGCACCAUCUGCACCCUGGAGGGCCUCCCUUAGCAUGGCAGGUGCUUUCUUCACAUGUGGACACUAUUUGCUUUGCCCACACUAUUCCCUUUGUCUAGGAGGCCCUCACCUCUUCCACCUGGAAAAUUCUUUCAAGACUCGAUUCUACAUGCCCUCUCCAUCCCCCUGAAGGCGACUUAGGUCUCCUUCAAUGCGGCUGGAACAACACGCUCAUCUCUUUAUGGUUCUUAGCGCACCACAGGGUGAAGAUUUAUUACAAUACAGAAAAGGAAAGAGAGAAAACAUGUCCAUAUUAUCCACACACUACCAGCCCCCGAAGGACCGCGCUGGUGAACACUUUACUCACUUUUCGUGCCUGGCAUCAUGUCUGGUGCUCACGACAAGUCUGAAAGAAUGUAACAGAUCCAGCUCCCUUCCCCUCCUCUCCCGAGUGUCUUCUUUGCAGGAGGAUUAGAACAUAAGCCUGACCGAUGGUCAAAUUUAGUUUAAGUCUUAUUUUGCUUUGUUACCAAAUUGCCAACAGCAUGAAAAUCAAUCCAUUUGUUUAAGGAAAAUUACAGAUCAACUUAACGGCCAAGUUUUGAAGGUGUGGGAGGGAGUUGCCUAGAGGUGCUCUCAGGCUUUCCAUUGCUCUGAUCGGGAUAAAAGGCCCCCGUUUCCCCCC
This is a messenger RNA of Rhinolophus ferrumequinum (greater horseshoe bat), 4520 nucleotides long. It is a transcript of the gene CA12, whose product is annotated as carbonic anhydrase 12. Gene Ontology annotation, molecular function: zinc ion binding; carbonate dehydratase activity. The transcript has 9 exons. Lineage: Eukaryota; Metazoa; Chordata; Mammalia; Chiroptera; Rhinolophidae. Gene Ontology annotation, cellular component: plasma membrane. The record is from RefSeq and is a predicted model, not a curated record. The coding region runs from base 304 to 1251 and encodes 315 amino acids.